Molecule: messenger RNA, 2289 nt
Organism: Sungouiella intermedia
Lineage: Eukaryota; Fungi; Ascomycota; Pichiomycetes; Serinales; Metschnikowiaceae
Source: the annotation of a GenBank genome assembly
AUGUUCCGUGGACUUUCUGCUGUGUCGAAGCAGUCCGUUUUUAGGGCUAUCCCGAAACUUCCCGCUCGUUUCGUGGAUUCGAGUCCAUUUUCCUUGUCUCAGUACAGACUGGUGCAUUUGGAAUCGAUACCAAAGACUUAUGAGGAAGAAAAGGAGCACAUUGAUGAGAUCAACGCCACGUUGCCUGAUGCAGAUCUUUCUAGUUCCAAGAGGUUGAGAAAUAUCGGUAUUUCUGCUCACAUUGAUUCCGGUAAAACCACUUUUACUGAGAGAGUUCUCUUUUACACUGGAAGAAUCAAGGCUAUUCACGAGGUUAGAGGAAGAGACUCUGUGGGUGCCAAGAUGGACCACAUGGACUUGGAACGUGAGAAGGGUAUCACUAUUCAGUCUGCUGCCACCUACUGUUCUUGGGAAAAGGACAACAAGGACUACCAUUUUAACUUGAUUGACACUCCAGGCCAUAUUGACUUCACCAUCGAGGUCGAGAGAGCUUUGAGAGUAUUGGACGGUGCAGUGCUUGUUGUCUGUGCUGUUAGUGGUGUGCAAUCGCAGACCGUGACUGUUGACAGACAGAUGCGUAGAUACAAUGUUCCUAGAAUUACCUUCAUCAACAAGAUGGACAGAAUGGGUGCUGAUCCUUUCAGAGCCAUUGAGCAGAUUAACUUGAAAUUGAAGACUCCAGCGGCUGCUAUCCAGGUGCCUAUUGGAGCAGAAGCUGACUUGAAGGGUGCCGUCAACAUCAUCGACAGAGUUGCCAUCUAUAACGAGGGUGCUCAAGGUGAAGACUUGCGUAUUACGGAGGAGAUUCCUGCUGAAUUGGUCGACUUGGUCGAAGAAAAGAGAGCACUUUUGAUUGAGACCUUGGCCGAUGUCGAUGAAGAGAUCGCCGAUAUCUACUUGGAGGGUGAAGAGCCCUCCGUUGACCAGAUUAAAGCUGCCAUCAGAAGAGCUACCAUUGCCAGAAAAUUCACCCCAGUUUUGAUGGGUUCCGCUUUGGCCAACAAGGGUAUUCAGCCAGUUUUGGAUGCUGUGGUGGACUACUUGCCUCAACCCAACGAGAUCUUGAACACUGGUCUUGAGUUGGUAGCCAAUGAGGAAAAGCCUAUCAAGUUGAUUCCUUCCAGCAACGAGCCAUUCGUCGGAUUGGCUUUCAAGUUGGAGGAGGGCAAGUAUGGACAGUUGACCUACAUUAGAGUGUACCAGGGUAAAUUGAAAAAGGGUGCUUACAUGAACCACGUCAAGUCUGGUAAAAAGGUGAAGGUGUCCAGAUUGGUAAGAAUGCACUCCAGUGAUAUGGAGGAUGUUGACGAGGUUGGUGCUGGAGAGAUCUGUGCCACCUUCGGUAUUGAUUGUGCUUCUGGAGAUACUUUUAUUGGCCAGAACUCUGAGCGCAAUAUUGCCAUGAGUUCCAUGUUUGUUCCAGAUGCGGUGAUCUCGUUGUCUAUCGAACCCAAAUCCAAAGAUAGUGGAAACUUUUCUAAGGCCAUGAACAGAUUUCAGAAAGAGGAUCCAACCUUCAGAGUGCGUUUCGACCCAGAAUCGAAGGAAACGGUUAUUUCAGGUAUGGGAGAGUUGCACUUGGAAAUUUACGUGGAAAGAAUGAAGAGAGAGUAUGGAGUGGAAUGUGUUACUGGUAAGCCUCAGGUUGCAUACCGUGAAGCCAUCACAUCGGCCACCCUGUUCGAUUACACCCACAAAAAGCAAUCUGGAGGUGCUGGACAGUUUGGUAGAGUCAUUGGAGAGUUCUCACCUAUCGAUGGAGAGAACAAAUUCACUCAGCAUGUGGUGGGAGGAAAGAUUUCUGAGAAGUAUUUGUUUGCUUGUCAGAAGGGCUUUGAGGACUCUUUAGAGAAAGGUCCAUUGAUUGGACACCGUGUUUUGGGUGUCCACAUGCAUAUCAACGACGGUCAAUCGCAUAUGGUGGAUUCCUCGGAGUUGUCUUUCAGAUUGGCUACUCAUGGAGCCUUCAAGCAGGCCUUCUUAAACGCCAAUCCAGUGAUUUUGGAGCCUAUUAUGACCGUUGAAGUUAGUGCGCCAAAUGAGUUCCAGGGACCAGUGGUAGGUUUGGUGAAUAAGCUCGGUGGAAUGAUCAUGGAGACUGUCAAUGGUCAAGAUGAAUUCACGGUGACUGCUGAGUGUUCGUUGAACUCCAUGUUUGGUUUCUCCACCUCGUUGAGAGCAUGUACUCAAGGUAAGGGAGAGUUCUCGUUGGAGUUCUUGAAGUAUGCCCAGACUUCUCCACAAUUGCAAAGACAGUUGAUUGAGGAGGCUGAGAAGAAGAAGAAGUGA